Messenger RNA from Dinoponera quadriceps, 1902 nucleotides. It is a transcript of the gene LTV1, whose product is annotated as protein LTV1 homolog. Gene Ontology annotation, cellular component: nucleus; cytosol; preribosome, small subunit precursor. The transcript is spliced from 7 exons. Lineage: Eukaryota; Metazoa; Arthropoda; Insecta; Hymenoptera; Formicidae. Bases 201 to 1682 code for a protein of 493 amino acids. Gene Ontology annotation, biological process: ribosomal small subunit export from nucleus; ribosomal small subunit biogenesis. The record is from RefSeq and is a predicted model, not a curated record.
UUCAAGGCUAUUCUCCACACGCCAUCUUCCGAGGUGUAAAAGUUAUUAUACGCUACAACUGAGUAUUGUAAUGAAUGUACUGCCGCAGUAAGCGUGCUAUUUUAAGAAAAUCCAUAGUUUAUUAAUGGUUUAUUGACGAACUUAGUCCCAGAAGCACGUGUGUAUACCUUGAUUGCCAAACAAAAAUUUAAUAUAUUAAAAUGCCGAAAGGAAAAACGAGGAGAUUUAUCGACAAGAAGAAUUCUGUCACAUUUCAUCUGGUCCAUCGUUCACAAAAGGAUCCAUUAGUGGCCGAUGAAACAGCACCGCAGAGAGUACUCGUACCAGCUGGCGACACACAAGCUGCUAAAAUAGAAAAAAAGUCAAUAGAUAGCGAGAAACGUAAAGAGGAGCAACAGAAAUUUGGGAUCUAUUAUGAUGAUGACUAUGAUUACCUGCAACAUCUCAGAGACGUUAAAUCACUUUCGGUCGAAUGGCAACGUGUUGAAAACACAAAUGUUUCCAAGAAUUCCGAUGACAAGGACAUUCCCAAAAUUAACUUACCAUCUUCUGUAUUUGCUUCAAAUGUUGAGGAAGAGGUUGGCAUGCUCAAUAAAGCAGCACCAGUUUCUGGGCCACAGUUACAUCUUGAUCCAGAUGUGGUUGCUGCAAUGGAUGACGAUUUUGACUAUAAUGACCCUGAGAAUCAAUUAGAGGAUAAUUUUAUUGAGUUGGCUAAUGCUGGAAGUAGUGACGAUGAUGGUUUCAAUAGAGAAUAUGAAUAUGAAUUGAAUGAAUCAGACAAUGAUUAUGAUAAAUCAGAUAUCUCUUCUGAAGGUUAUAUGGAAUUCUCUGAUGAAGAGGACGAAGAAGAAGAGGAAGUAGGCAGCUUGAAGGGGCCUCAGUAUACCUUUAAGGACGAGGAGACAAAAUCACGGUUUACAGAAUACUCUAUGAGUAGUAGUGUGAUGAGAAGAAAUGAUCAACUCACACUACUAGAUGAUAAGUUCGAGAAGCUGUAUGCUGCGUACGACGAAAAUGAAAUUGGUGCUUUAGAUUGUGACGAAAUAGAAGGAUAUAUUGCACAUGACUCAGAUCUUGUAUUGCAGUGUGCUAAAGAAUUUGAGAAGAAACAGAAAGAAGAUACAGAGAAUAUUGCAGAACUUAUGAAAGAAAGAAUGAAGAUUAUAGAAAAAGAAAGUUCAGAUUCAGAAGAUGAAUGUGAUUUAGAAAAGCUCGUCGUUGAUGCCCAUGAAAGGGAUAAAUGGGAUUGUGAGAGCAUUCUUAGUACAUAUAGUAACAUUUAUAAUCAUCCUAAAUUGAUUCCUGAACCAAAGCGUUUACAGAAAAUGAUAAUUGAUCCAAAAACUGGUAUUCCAAAAAAUGUACUAGGUAAUACAUCUGGGAAAUUAACAGCUGAAACGUUAAGCCGAUUUAAUUUUGAGAGUAAUACAUUAGAAUCAAAAGGUGUGCAAUCUGUAGCAGAAAGUAGGAAAUCUACCUUAAGUAUACUAAGUGUAAGACCCAAAGGAGAAACUUCCAAGGAAAGGAGAGAAAGGAAAAGGUCACUCAAAGAGUACAGAAAGGAAAGAAGGAUAGAACGGAAAGCAAAUACAGAGGCGUUUAAGGAGGAAAAGAAACGCCAAGAGAAGGUUCGGUUGAAUAACAGGUUAUUCAUCCGCCAUGGAUACCAUGUACUGUAAAAUUUCCUGUAGAGACCUCUCGUAGACCGAAACGCGACUUUACAGUUUGGGUUUCAAUAUCAUGUGUAAAAAAUACACACCGUUGUAUAUUGAAGACUUUAUCUAAAAUAUGAUAACCCUUUGCGUUGGCACUUAUCUGCGGUUUAGAAUGUGUGUAUUUAAUUUGGAGAGAACGAAAAUACAGGGGAAAAUUGUUUAAAUGUGUACCGGUCAUAUAAAA